Molecule: messenger RNA, 1914 nt
Organism: Peronospora belbahrii
Lineage: Eukaryota; Oomycota; Peronosporomycetes; Peronosporales; Peronosporaceae
Source: the annotation of a GenBank genome assembly
AUGAGUCAAAGUGCCUGCGUCAUGCCGGCGCUGCGCUUCGUGUGCACAUCCUGCAACAUCGCUGAUGCAGGUUCAUUAUCCUGCUUCAAGUGUAAAGGUAAUCUUAUACCACCCACGACCUUUGACUGUGCAAAACUCGGACUGCUUCCUGAGCUGCAAGAGCUCAUAAAACAGGACCUAAAUUUUAACGUGCAUACAUUGGACAAAAAUCAGGCCACGCUGUUACAUUAUGCAGCAAUAAGUGGUAAAAUGGGUGUUUUAGAGUAUUUACUUGGAAACGUCGAUACUAAAGUCCUAGUCGAUGUUUUGGGUGGAGAUAUGCAGACAACGCCGUUAUUUUGGGCAGCUCUUCAUAACCAGAUUUAUGCAGUAGAAGUGCUGCUACGACACGGAGCUGACCCAAAUUUUAGAGAUGGAGGAGGUUUUUCGCCGUUUUUAGUGGCAAUUCAACGCUGUUUUCCCAUUACGGCGGCUUAUCUGGUAGCAAAGGGCUCUGAUAUCAACCAACGCGUGCAAAAUGCAGGCCAGAAGACAGCUUUGAUGCUACUUUGUCAACCGCAACAGUUUCAUUUGGAUACAUUUCGAAUGGUCCUAAGUCUUCAAGCUACGGUGGAUGCACAGGAUUCUGAUGGCAAUACUGCACUUCAUCAUGCAACCAUCAACAAUAUUGCUAUGGCUGUGCGGAUGCUGCUCGAUGUAAAAGCUGAUACAACUAUUGUAAAUAAGGAGGGUCUUACGGCCUUUGACAUUGCAUGUGUGAAACUUGGUCCCGAAACAUCGUCACGUCACCUUUUGAAAGAGGAUAAACAGCUGCAGCAUCUUUCACGAUGGACGUCUAUUUCGAAACAAACUCUGGAGGACAAUAUGUAUAAGCUCGCAUUUAUUGUCCCAUGGGUGGUAUUGCCUCUUGCAUGCUACGUGGUGGCAGUUGUAGAAGGAUGGUACUUUGUCAUGCUUUUGCUUUUUAUUCUGUUGAUUGGAGCGAUGCUAGUGCUUAAAUUGCUACAGCGUGGCUCCUACGGUGACAAGCGUAAAGCAGCACCAUUGAUGUUUGGGGUCAAUGUUGCAUCAAUCGGCUAUCUUGUUGCCAGUUUUCCUCAAUUUAGUGGCUACUGCAGCACGGCAUUUUGCACGUUUGCAACAUUCUCUUUUGCUAUCAUUGGGGUCACGCUGUACAAAACGUCCACUUCCGACCCGGGCGAAGUGUUCACAUCGUAUGAUGAGAAGCUGCAUAACAUCCGCUGUCUCGUUGAAUCAAAGCUACCCAGUGCAACGAAGUUGUGUCUCACAUGUUUGCAUAAGAGGCCACUUCGUGGCAAGCAUUGCGCCGAGCUAAACUCGUGCAUUGCCAAGUUUGAUCACUACUGUCCUUUUGUGGUGAACGCUGUUGGUGCACAAAACCAUGCAGCUUUCCUAGGAUUCCUCUUUUCAGCCGUGCUCUCAAUCGGGCUGGAACUUAUAGCCUGCAUACGCUUUGCAGGCGCACAACCCGAGCUGGUGGCUGACUUCACAGUUCAGUGGCAAUGGUGGAAGUGGGACUGGUCGUUGUGGCGUUUGCUUGUUGGUACAAGCAACACUGCCGUCAUUACGCCGCCUGGUCUAACCGACUGGCUUUGGAGCGUCGCACAUUUUCACCCAGUACUUUUCUGUGUCAUGCUCCUGGACGUUGUGCAGAUUGCAUGGAUCGCAUACAUGCUCGUUUUCCACCUCUACUUGAUGUGCGCAGCUCUCACGACAAACGAGGUCGUGAAGAACGAAAAUCUCAAUCAUGCGUAUUCCCGCGGCAUUUUAAGGAAUGUGGUUGACUUCCUGGGCCUACCGGGUCACCGACCAGUGGAUUGGCGUCGCGUGUAUAAUUUGGAGGAGUUCCAUUGCCAAGUUGCGUCGUGCACUACUUCGCGCAAGAACAUAUAA